This is a messenger RNA of Vespa crabro (European hornet), 3144 nucleotides long. It is a transcript of the gene hts, whose product is annotated as protein hu-li tai shao. Gene Ontology annotation, cellular component: cytoskeleton; postsynaptic density; plasma membrane. The record is from RefSeq and is a predicted model, not a curated record. The coding region runs from base 607 to 2856 and encodes 749 amino acids. The transcript has 16 exons. Lineage: Eukaryota; Metazoa; Arthropoda; Insecta; Hymenoptera; Vespidae. Gene Ontology annotation, molecular function: actin filament binding.
AUAAUAAGAAGAAGAAGAAGGAACGACAACUAAGACGACUACGUUGACUGCUACGACAACGACAACGACAACAACUACGAUUACGACGACUACUACUACGACUACUACGACGACUACGACGACGACGACGGCGGAAGAACGGAAGAACGGCCGGUCGAACGGCGGACAAUCGGACGGGCGGAGGAAAGCGAGGAAGAGGGAAAAGGAAAGUAAAGAAGGGCUUGGCUACUGUUAGUUGAUCGCUUACGAAGAGUAUCGCCGACGGGGAAGCUAUCCGCCGAACGGAAGGGACCCCGAACGUUUUCGUUCAUUCUCGUUUUUCUCGUUCCUUCGGUUCUUUUUUCCUUUCUCUCUCUCUCUCUCUCUCUCUCUCUCUCUCUCUCUCUCUCUCUAUAUCUCUAUAUCUUUCUCUCUCUCUUUAUCUUUCUCUCUCUCUCUCUCUUUCCUAAGGCGGUUUUCCAGCUAAAAAGGCACGUUUAAAGAGCUAAACGUUAUUGACGAACUCUCCGGCUACCGGCAGAAUUUGGAUAUUAUAAUACUCCUACGACCUGGAACAAUAUUUUUUAUUUAAUAGGUCGUAGCGUCGAGUAAAAAACAGAACAAAAAAUGGCGGAUACGAGUCAGCAGGAACUUUCGGAACCUCAUACAAACGGGGCAAUGGACGGGCUUACGGAGGAAGAAAAAAGCAAAAUAAGGCCCGCGGACAUUGAUGCUGAUAUGAGAGAAAUGGAGAGAAGAAAGAGAGUCGAAAUGAUGAUGAAUUCGCGAUUAUUCAGGGAAGAAUUGGAACGUAUAAUUGAGACGCAAAUGAAAGACGGUGCUGGACCAUCCGGUUUAUUACAACAAAUCUCUGAUAUGAUGGGUGCUCAAGGAGCACGUUUCAAUGGAAAUGUAUUUAAAAAUUCGAAUUGCGUGGUGCCUAUAAAUGACAUUCGCGGUGUCGAAAGCAUGGGCUAUGCUAAAGGUGAAAAACUGUUGCGUUGUAAACUCGCCGCUGUAUUCAGAUUACUCGAUUUAUACGGAUGGACGCAAAAUGUUGGUGGUCAAAUGACGGCACGCUUGAAUCAGGAUCAAGAACAUUUUUUGGUUAAUCCUUAUGGAUUGCUCUAUCAUGAAAUAACGGCUUCUAGUUUGAUUAAGGUCGACAUGCAAGGUUCCGUAGUGGAACAAGGAACAACAAAUUUUGGUAUACAUAUUACCGGAUUUCAAUUACAUUCUACGAUACAUGCUGCUCGACCUGACAUCAAAUGCAUCGUUCAUAUAUCUACUCCGUCCGUUACCGCUAUUUCUUCUUUAAAAUGUGGUUUACUGCCAAUCGGACAAGAAAGUAUAGUUAUUGGUGAAGUUAGCACGCAUCAUUAUGUUGGCGGAAUGCUUGAUCCAGAAGAAAGAGAGAAAAUUACUAGAAAUCUUGGUCCUAUUAACAAAGUAAUGCUUUUAACCAAUCGUGGUGCACUUUGUUGUGGUGAAACUGUCGAAGAAGCUUUUUACAAUGUAUACAACACUGUAUUGGCCUGUGAAACGCAGUUGAAACUUAUGCCAGCCGGUCUAGACAAUUUAAAUCUCAUUUCGGAAGAAUCGAAGAAAACAAUUUUCGAAGCAUCAAGGAAGCCUCCAAUUCCUCAACAUACUUCAGCACCAGAAUCUACAAUAAUAACGGAGAAAUUAGAAAAACGUUGGAGAAUAGGUGGAACAGAAUUUGAAGCACUUAUGAGGAUGCUCGAUAAUGCUGGUUUUCGUACAGGUUAUAUAUAUAGAAAUCCACUUGUAAAAGGAGAGCCUCCAAAACCACGAAACGAUGUGGAGGUACCACCAGCAGUUUCAUCUUUGGGAUAUUUGCUCGAAGAGGAAGAAUUGUACAAGCAGGGGCUUUGGAAAGGUGGUCGUAAAGGUACAGAUAGGUCACGUUGGUUAAAUUCACCGAAUGUUUAUCAAAAGGUGGAGAUAUUGGAAACUGGUACUCCUGAUCCGAAGAAGAUUACAAAGUGGGUGUCCGAUGGAUCUCCGACCCAUAGCAGUACUCCGGUGAAGAUCGAUGGUGCUCUCCAGUUUGUACCUAAAAACACUAAUCCGAAAGAAUUCAAACAAAUCCAACAACAGAUAAAAGACUAUCGUAGAGCAGAUAAAAUUUCGGCUGGACCACAGUCGCACAUAUUGGAAGGUGUUACGUGGGAAGAAGCGAAAAAAAUGCAGGACGCUACGAUCAGUGGUACUGGAGAGCAAGUCGUUCUCGUAGGAGCAGCCAGUAAGGGUAUCAUACAAAGAGGAUUUCAACAUAAUGCAAUGGUUUACAAGACACCUUAUGCAAAGAAUCCAUUUGACGCCAUUACGGAUCAGGAAUUAGAUCAAUAUAAAAAGGAAGUAGAGCGCAAGCAGAAGGGUGAUCCUUAUGACGAAUCACAGUCGGAAUCGGAGGCAUUGUCGUCAUUUAACAUCAGUCGUGCAACACAUGAAUCCAGCACUGCCAAGAGUCCGAUUCAAUCACCGGUCUCUGUUACGUCUGAGACCGAGGAAGAGAGUAGGGACGAACCACGAGUUUUACGGAUAGAAACGAAACAAGUGCCUGCGCCCAGUCAGCCAGAAGUCGUUUUAAGUGACGCAUAUGCGACUACAGAGUUCCUCAAUGAAAUGCGACGUGCUGCGAUCGAAGCAGAAAGUGAUAUUAGCAGGCAAGGAGAAAAUACCGUAAAUGGCGAUCACUCGGACGCCCAUCACAGUACAUUUUCUCAAAGUAGCAAGGAGGACGUGAGCGUUAGCGAGGAAUCGCCGAAGAAGGAGAAAAAGAAGAAGAAGGGCCUUAGGACGCCGUCAUUUCUUAAGAAGAAAAAGGAAAAGAAGAAGUCGGUCGAGGCGUAGGUAGCCAUAACGAAGACACUGCCACGAAGAAAAACUUACCGUUAAUAUGAAGAAGCGAACACGAAUUUUUUUUCCGAGCGAAGCACGAAUGCUAAAUAUUGUAAACCAAUAGGAAGAAAAGGAGCAUGGAAAGUCGAAGACAGGACGACCAAUAAUGUUAAAUGAUUAGAGGCCAAGAAAGACAGAGAAAAAGAGAGAGAAAAAGAGAACGAUACACAUACGUUGGAAUGAAAAAAAAAAAAAAACAAAAAAAAAAACAAAAAAUUGAAAAGAAAAGAAAACAAAAUA